CCGUAAGCACACAAAAAAUAUAUAUAUGAGCGGGAAACCUGAUUUUGUUUGUGAUUUGGAAAAUGUUGAAUUCAUGUUUCAGUUUUGUGCAAUAUAAUUUUAAACGUGUUUACAUUUUUGAUUCACGUUUAUUACUUUUCGAUCCGUGACCGUGUUGUUUGUUAUUCUAAUUUUUUUUGCAUUUGUUUUUCAGUUUUUUGCGCUAUUAUUUUACAUGUGUUUUUAUUUUUUUAUUUCCGCUUAUUAUUUCUCAAACCAUUACCACAAUAGUUGUGGCGGGAUUCUGAUCCCAUAGAUCAUACCUCUGGAGGACACAAGGACGCAGCCUUACGAAACGAGACACAGCUAGUGUGGACACGCCCGGUGAGGUUCGAGUCGCCCUAAACAGUGGGCGGGGGCGCUGGUGCCUGCGCUGUCCGCUGCCCAACAAAAACACGAGAAUCAACACUUCAUGAAAUGGACCUUUACGAAAGACUCCGGCGGAUACAGCUUCUUUAUUUGGAAACAUUGCGCAUUCAUCAUGCUCUUGCAGUUGCGUUUCUUCUGUAUAUUUUGUUUAUUGUUGUUCAGUUGAUAAUUAAGAGGAGAAAAGGAAAGCGUAUACUGGAGCAUUUUCCAGGACCACCUGAUCACUGGCUCUUUGGACACGUGAAAGAGUUUCGACAGGAUGGUAAAGAUUUCGACAAGAUCCUAAGGUGGGGUAAACAGUAUCCCCUUGCUUUUCCACUGUGGUUUGGUCCCUCCGUCUCUUUUUUGAACAUUCAUCACCCAUUGUAUGUUAAGACCAUUCUCUCUUCAACAGAACCAAAAGAUGAUGUCGCGUAUGCAUUUCUUGUUCCUUGGAUAGGAGAGGGUUUACUUGUGUCCACUGAACAGAAAUGGUUUCGGCAUAGAAGACUCCUCACUCCUGGUUUCCAUUAUGAUGUUUUGAAGCCUUACGUGACACUUAUCGCUGAUUCCACAAAAAUUAUGCUUGAUAAGUGGGAGGUCCAUGCUAAGUCGGAAGAGUCAUUUGAAUUGUUUCAACAUGUUAGUCUCAUGACGCUGGACAGCAUAAUGAAAUGUGCCUUCAGCUGUAACAGUAACUGUCAGACAGAGAGUGGAACCAACCUGUACAUCCAGGCAGUCUAUGAGCUCUGUCGCCUGGUGAACCUCAGGUUCCGGGUCUUUCCAUACCACAUCAACGCCAUAUUUCACCUCAGUCCACAUGGAUACAGAUUCAGGAAGGCAUGCAAUAUAGCACACAGGCAUACAGAGGAAGUUAUCAGGAAGAGGAAGGAAGUCUUGAAGAUUGAAAGAGAACAGGGUAUCGUCAAAAACAAAAGAUAUUUGGACUUUUUGGACAUUCUUCUCUCUGCCCGAGAUGAGAAUCAGCAAGGUUUGUCAGAUGAGGAUAUCAGGGCUGAGGUGGACACAUUUAUGUUUGAAGGCCAUGACACCACAGCCAGCGGCAUAUCUUGGAUCUUGUACAGUCUUGCUUGUAACCCCAAGCACCAGCAGAAAUGCAGGGAGGAGAUCAUGCAAACCCUGGAGGGAAAAGAUACCAUGGAGUGGGAGGACCUCAAUAAAAUUCCAUACACCACGAUGUGUAUUAAAGAAUCCCUACGCUUUUACCCUCCUGUGCCAGGAAUGUCUCGAAAGUUGACUAAACCCAUGACUUUCUUUGACGGACGGACUGUACCUGCAGGUUGUCUUGUUGGAGUCAGUGUUUAUGGGAUUCACAUGAAUGCCACAGUGUGGGAGAAUCCGCAUGGCUGGUUGGGGAUUGGACAACAUGUUUGCUUGUAACCAAUAAUGUAAACAAGGCACCUGACCUUUAGUACCAUGAAGUAAACAUGGUAUUUGACCCAUUGAGAUUUCUGCCGGAGAACACUG
Molecule: messenger RNA, 1875 nt
Organism: Triplophysa rosa
Lineage: Eukaryota; Metazoa; Chordata; Actinopteri; Cypriniformes; Nemacheilidae
Product: cytochrome P450 4B1
Exons: 12
Coding region: 457-1788 (443 amino acids)
Molecular function (GO): iron ion binding; oxidoreductase activity, acting on paired donors, with incorporation or reduction of molecular oxygen; heme binding
Source: RefSeq, a predicted model, not a curated record